GCUUCAACGGCUCGUGUUUCUUUUUACUCAAGUACUUACUGUACAGUACAUAUUCCUCCUGGAAGCUUACAUCCGGACUUGGUGCUAUUCGAGUGAAAUUACCAUGCCACACAUCCCAAUCGAGCCCGGCAACUUUCCCGCCACAAGACCGAUUUUCAUGAAAAGAAGAUGCGAUAAUGGAUUGGCAGGGUCUGAGGUUCCCAUACAUACAAGCAAAAGAAUCCAGCCGCCACCUGUUCUUAGGCCGAGCUCCCAAACUAAUGCCAUCGACUACUCAGAUGUUACAGGAAAUCCUCACGAAAGAGAUAUUCGCCAAAGGAGCUUCUCGAAGAGACCGCGACUCCAUAAACAACUCGCACCGACGAAUUCGUUGACAUUUGCAACCUCCAGUUUCUACUCUUCACCAUCUCCCCGAACUCUCUCCCCGAAUGAUUGCCAGCCAUCAACAUUCUGCUUACUCCCCUGCCACGUCUGUCACAGGCGACCGACAACGAGGGAGACUCUAGAUGCUUAUUCUGACUGUGAAAUAUGUGGACAGAGAAGUUGUUACAUCUGUCUCCGUUCAUGCGAUGCUGUUGAUUGCAGUGGGUUGACUCGCAUCGCUAAGAAGCCUUCAGGCUAUAUGUAUGAAGAUACCGCCGCUAAAGGGAAACACGCUAUAUCGCGAAGAGUAUGCUCAUCCUGUGCAGUUGAGGAUCUGGACGAAAUGGGUGUUGUAGUUUCAAGGUGCCUUGACUGUGUGGCCAAAACUACGACUUGACGGCAACCUAUCCUUCCAUUCUAGGCUACGACGCGAACAUCUUGAAAGUCACCAUCUUGAAUCAGGCGGCCGCUAGGGUGUGCUCCCACGGAAGUAGACCAUGGGAGAUUGCAGGCCAGGAAUAGGUUCUUCGGAACAAGGCAAUUGGCGACAAUACCCAGUCUCCAAAGGUAGACCCCGGAUGCACAUAUUUCAAGGACAAAUCAUG
This is a messenger RNA of Aspergillus homomorphus CBS 101889, 968 nucleotides long. RefSeq lists its product as uncharacterized. The coding region runs from base 104 to 760 and encodes 218 amino acids. The transcript has 2 exons. NCBI's taxonomy places the organism in Eukaryota, Fungi, Ascomycota, Eurotiomycetes, Eurotiales, Aspergillaceae. The record is from RefSeq and is a predicted model, not a curated record.